This is a messenger RNA of Acanthoscelides obtectus, 438 nucleotides long. Lineage: Eukaryota; Metazoa; Arthropoda; Insecta; Coleoptera; Chrysomelidae. The record is from the annotation of a GenBank genome assembly.
AUGGCCAGUGCGUGUAUUUGGCACUUCAUUGACUUGGCCAUCACUAAUGCAUGGAUAAGGUACAAGCAGGAUUGCUUAGCGCGCGGAGAUCGGAAGAAUACCGUCAUGGAUUUGCUAGAGUUCAAACUCUAUAUUGGUAGAUCUUUAGCUCUCGGAGGCCAAAGACAGAAGACUUUACACGAUCGGGGGAACAAUGAUAGUGCCGAAGAGAAUAUACCGGCAAAACGCAAGAAGUCAACAGCAUUGCCACCCAAGGACGUCAGAAAAACCGGCAACGAUCAUUUGCCGAUAUGUAGUGUAAAUGACAAAAACUCCUACAUGCGGUGCAGGAAUGCAGGUUGCACAAAGAAAACUCGGUUCAACUGUCUCAAAUGCCAGGUUUAUCUUUGUAUUUCUCUAGAAAGACAAUGUUUUUUGAAUUUCACUCUUAAACUUUGA